AUUUCUAGAUUUAUCACGCAACGACUUCAGUAACUCGAUUCCAAGUUGCUUGGGAAGCAUGUCUAGUCUAACAGUGUUGGACUUAAGAAGGAACAAUUUCACAGGGAGUCUUCCCCCAUUAUGUGCAUAGAGCACUUCAUUGAGUACCAUUGUCUUGAAUGACAAUCACUUUGAAGGAAUUCUCCCUAUGUCGUUGCUCAACUGUAGUGGUUUAGAAGUUCUUGAUAUGGGGAAUAACGCUAUAAAUGACACAUUUCCUGCUUGGAUAGGAACACUUGAACAACUGCAGGUCUUAAUAUUAAAGUCUAAUAUGUUCCAUGGACCAAUUAGUACUUGUCAGACUACGUUUUGCUUUCCGAAGUUGCGAAUUUUUGAUCUUUCGCGUAACAAAUUCAGUGGCUCACUCCCUGCAAAAGUUUUUGGAAACUUCAAGGCAAUGAUUAAAUUAGAUGGUGAAGACACAGGACAGAUCAAGUACAUGAAAGCAUUUGACACAUCGUAUGAGGAUUCUGUGAGUUUGGUGAUCAAAGGCCAGGAAAUUGCGCUAGAAAGAAUCAGCACAAUUAUGACAACCAUAGACCUCUCGAGCAACUAUUUUGAAGGUGUCAUUCCGAAAACACUAAAGGAUCUCAGCUCACUUUGGCUGCUCAAUUUAUCCCAUAACAAUCUCAUAGGUCAUAUUCCAAUGGAAUUGGGGCAAUUGAAUAUGCUUGAAGCGUUAGAUCUCUCUUGGAACCGGCUCACUGGAAAGAUUCCGCAGGAAUUGACAAGGCUAACAUUUCUGGAAAAGUUAAACGUUUCUCAGAAUGUUCUCUUCGGACCAAUUCCUCUUGGUCCACAAUUCAACACAUUUGAAAAUGACUCGUAUGGCGGUAACCUUGAUCUAUGUGGUCCUCCUUUAUCAAAGCAAUGUAGAACGAGUGAUCCAUCCCAUGCUCCUCAACCAUUGGAGUCUGAAGACGAGUCAUAUUUUUUUAGUGGAUUUACGUGGGAAUCAGUAGUCAUAGGUUACAGCUGUGGACUAGUUGUUGGAACUGUUGUGUGGAGCCUCAUGUUUAAAUAUCGUAAGCCAAAAUGGUUUGUGGAAUUUUUUGAAGGCAUUUAUCCCAAGAAAAUGAGAAGGUCAAUGAAGAGAGCUCAGAGGCGACGGACUUAAUGGAAGAUUGCAGGAGUGGACUUUUCUGUUUUUUUAAUUUUCUUUUUUUUGUUUGUAUAUGCUUGAUAGCAAUAUAAUUGCAUGUAUUAUUUUGUGAAUUAAAAUUAGUGUUCUUAAUCUUUG
This is a messenger RNA of Solanum tuberosum (potato), 1279 nucleotides long. RefSeq names its product receptor-like protein 12. NCBI's taxonomy places the organism in Eukaryota, Viridiplantae, Streptophyta, Magnoliopsida, Solanales, Solanaceae. The transcript has a single exon. The coding region runs from base 188 to 1156 and encodes 322 amino acids. The record is from RefSeq and is a predicted model, not a curated record. Gene Ontology annotation, molecular function: protein binding.